Chilo suppressalis (striped riceborer) is the source of this 2697-nucleotide messenger RNA. The record is from the annotation of a GenBank genome assembly. NCBI's taxonomy places the organism in Eukaryota, Metazoa, Arthropoda, Insecta, Lepidoptera, Crambidae.
AUGGGUGGUGGCUGCAAUUGCUCUAAGCUCGGCGCCGAGAGCAACGCCUGCGACAUCCGCAGCGGGCAGUGUCGCUGCAGACCGCAUGUCAUCGGGCGCGCUUGCGACACCUGCGAGUGCAAGUGCAAGGCGGGCUGGGUUGGGGUGGAGUGCGAACGCUGCGCCCCGGGCCACUUCGGGCCGCGCUGCCGGCCCUGUCUGUGCGACGAGGCCGGCACCAGGGACUGCACAUUCGGUCUGUCGGCCGCGAAUCCAUCCGGCUGUACCGCGUGCUUCUGCUUCGGCCGCGCGGCGCACUGCACGCAGGCAGCUCUUACGCGCGCCGCGCUGCACGCUGCCCGCGCGCACCACGUCACCGUCAUACCGGCCGCCAGGAAUGUGUCCGCCGCCCUCACGCACCACGUCACCGUCAUACCGGCCGCCAGGAAUGUGUCCGUGAGUCUCCCUCACACUACAACACUCGCGUCAUAUCUAACUUCCACUCGCUCACACUGCACGCAGGCCGCCCUCACGCACCACGUCACCACCAUACCGACCGCUAGAAAUGUGUCCGCCGCCCUCACGCACCACGUCCCCGCCAUACCGACCGCCAGGAAUGUGUCCGCCGCCCUCACGCACCACGUCCCCGCCAUACCGGCCGCCAGGAAUAUGUCCGUGAGUCUCCCUCACACUACAACACUCGUGUCAUAUCUACCAUCCACUCGCCCACACUGCACGCAGGCCGCCCUCACGCACCAGGUUACCGUCAUACCGGCCGCCAGGAAUGUGUCCGUGAGUCUCCCUCACACUACAACACUCGCGUCAUAUCUAACUUCCACUCGCUCACACUGCACGCAGGCCGCCCUCACGCACCACGUCACCACCAUACCGACCGCUAGGAAUGUGUCCGCCGCCCUCACGCACCACGUCCCCGCCAUACCGACCGCCAGGAAUGUGUCCGCCGCCCUCACGCACCACGUCCCCGCCAUACCGGCCGCCAGGAAUAUGUCCGUGAGUCUCCCUCACACUACAACACUCGUGUCAUAUCUACCAUCCACUCGCCCACACUGCACGCAGGCCGCCCUCACGCACCAGGUUACCGUCAUACCGGCCGCCAGGAAUGUGUCCGUGAGUCUCCCUCACACUACAACACUCGCGUCAUAUCUACCUUCCACUCGCUCACACUGCACGCAGGCCGCCCUCACGCAGCAAGUCACCACCAUACCGACCGCUAGGAAUGUGUCCACGGCACACUGCACGCAGGCCGCCCUCACGCACCACGUCCCCGCCAUACCGGCCGCCAGGAAUAUGUCCGUGAGUCUCCCUCACACUACAACACUCGCGUCAUAUCUACCAUCCACUCGCUCACACUGCACGCAGGCCGCCCUCAUGCACCACGUCACCGCCAUACCGACCGCUAGGAACGUGUUCGUGAGUCUCCAUGGCACUACAACACUCGCGUCAUAUCUACCAUCCACUUACUCACACUGCACGCAGACCGCCCUCACGCACCACGUCACCGCCAUACCGACCGCUAGGAAUGUGUCCGUGAGUCUCCCUCACACUACAACACUCGCGUCAUAUCUACCAUCCACUCGCUCACACUGCACGCAGGUCGCCCUCACGCACCACGUCACCGCCAUACCUACCGCUAGGAACGUGUCCGAACGUGUCCGUGAGUCUCCGUGGCACUACAACACUCGCGUCAUAUCUACCAUCCACUCGCUCAUACGGCACACUGCACGCAGACCGCCCUCACGCACCACGUCACCGCCAUACCGACCGCUAGGAACGUGUCCGCGAGUCUCCAUGGCACUACAACAUUCGCGUCAUAUCUACCAUCCACUCGCUCAUACGGCACACUGCACGCAGACCGCCCUCACGCACCACGUCACCGUCAUACCGGCCGCCAGGAAUGUGUCCGUGAGUCUCCGUGGCACUACAACACUCGCGUCAUAUCUACCAUCCACUCGCUCACACUGCACGCAGGCCGCCCUCACGCACCACGGUACCGCCAUACCGACCGCUAGGAACGUGUCCGUGAGCAUUCCUCCCACUACAACACUCGCGUCAUAUCUACCAUCCACUCGCUCACACUGCACGCAGGCCGCCCUUACGCACCACGUCACCGCCAUACCGACCGCUAGGAACGUGUCCGUGGAUGAAGACUCGUUGAUAGCGAUUCCUAUAGAACGAGUGGACUCCACGAUAGCCGUACCGUACCCCCCCAUCCCUGUAUACGUGGAGCUGGACAAGCGAUUCCUGGGGGACCGAGUGACGUCAUACGGCGGCUCGCUGCGGUUCACCGUGGAAGAGGAAGGGGGGGAGGAGAUGCCCCCGCAAAGACUGGCUUCCUUCCCUCUCGUGAGGCUCGAGGGGAAUGGCAUCGAGCUGAACCAUUAUCAGCUGGGGAUUACUCAGGCACCCCUCAGCGUCAAAAUCUCCUCACACCAGCAGCAAUCCUUGUACACUAAAGUUCUGUCUCACAGGCAGCCAACGCUGAUCGCCACGCCUCCCUUACGCAACAACGGCACGCACACGGUGCGCUUCCACGAGUCCCUCUGGGAACUGGGCGGCUUGGCUGGGGCGGGGAGACGAGCGGGGCCGGGGCGGGCGGGGCUCAUGGCGGCGCUGCAGCGCGUCGACAGGCUGCUGCUGCGGCUCACUACCCGCGCGCCGCUGGCCCGCGACCACGUGCACGCGCUGUCAGUAUCAUGA